AUGCAUGCUACGCCGGGUAGCAGUGCUAAUGGGAAAAGGGCGAGACAAGAAGUUGGGUAUAAUCUCAGCGGCAACAAUAAGGACAUAAUGCCGCCGCCCGCGCAUCACCGGCGGAACUAUCCAGCCGCUGCGCCGAAAGAGGAACCGCCUGCGCGCUUUCCCGCCGUAGCCCCGGCUUCGCGGAAAGGAGCAACGCCGUCGUUCCUGUUGUCAUCGGCCGGCAUGCCUGCGCCUAUGAAGGGGCCGUUUGCGGAAAGCUUCGCUGCCGCUGCCGCUGCCGCCGCCUCCGCGCAUCCCGCAGCUUCCGCCAGCGCCGGUUUUGCGGCGAAAAAGGGAGGCGGAGCUUGCGCGAGCGGCGCUGGCGCAGCCACUGUGGGCGGAAGGGCGGACGGGAUUCCCGCGGGCGGAACGGAGCGCGGAGGCGCGCAUGCUGUGGCGCAGCCGUCCGCGAAUUUCCACGCGUACAAGGCAGAAUUUCAAGGCACCGCUCUGCGCGUUUACGUUCCUAAAGACCUGGGCGGAAGGUGCAUCCGCGAGUGCUUGCGCUUCCAGUUGGGCGGAGAUAAUGGCAUCGGCAAGGCGCUGGAACUUGGCAACAGCCGGUCGUCGUUCAAGGGGAGUCGCGACAAGAUCAAGGAGGGGAAGAAUCUCAUGUCGGUGAUAUCGCUGCGCGAGGCGCUGGGCUUUCUGGACCGCACAACCAAGGACCGCGCGCGCGCGCAGCACAUGAAGCGCUUCAUCCACGACGUCGUCGUCCCCAAACUGGAGCGCGGGGAGCUCCCCCCGUGGGGCGGCGGAACCCAGCGCGCGCCCGACCACCCGGGGCUGGACGAGUUCAUCCGCAAGCUCAUCCUCGCUACAGAGAAACUCGAGUCUUGCUUGCAGCACAAGGAGGUGGCGGGGUACCUGGCGGAGCUGAAGCGCGCCGUGCGCGCCAAGGGGGAGCGGGACGUGCGCGUGGUGCUCGUGGGGGGCGCUGGCGCGGGGAAGAGUCACCUGGGGAACCGACUCGUCUGCCCUGCUGUUGCUGCUGCUGCCGGCAGUGCGCCAGCAGCAGCAGCGCCCACCGCCGCAGCUGCCUCUCCUCCCUUCCCCCACACGCCCUCUGCGUCCUCCGCGCCUGCGCCCGCCAUCACCAUUGCAGUGCGCCGCUUGGAGCACCCGGAUCCCAGCCACCUGCGCGCGUCCCUCCUCCCCCGCUCCCCCGCCGCGUUCGAGGCCCUCGUGACGUCCCUGGUCGACUCUCUCGCGCUCUCUGACCCUGCUGCCGCGGCUGCUGCUGCUGCUCUUGGGAAUACCGGCACCAGCACCGGCACCGGCACUGGCACCGGCGGCAUCGGCAGUGGCAACAGCAGCGCAAACGGCAAUGCAGGCGCCACUCUGAAUGCUGCCUCCUCCCGCGCGGUCCACCACCUCCGCGUGUACCUCCGCGAGUGCUUCGGCUGCGCGGUCGUGGACGGCAGGAUUCGUCUGGUAGCGCCGGAAGUGGUGAAGCUGCCAGAGGUGGUGAUAGGGGGCGUGGUGGGGAAGGCGGAGGUGGAGGCGGCGGAGGGGGGGGUGUUUGGGCGCAUGCAGAUGCUGGCGGGGAGCGUUGCUGCGAGGCUCACAGAGGGGCAGCGCCUGGCUGUGGAGGCGCUGCUGUUGGAGUCGCCGGCUAUUGGGUUGCCUGCUGGUUACACCCUCUUCGAUACGCCCGGCACGCGCAGUGUCGCAGCCUCCCCAGCCCUGCAGCAGCUACUGCAGCGCGCGGACGUCAUUGUGCCCUGCUCCGCGCGCCAGCCACUCUCUGACCGCCUCAUCCGCGCGCUGCUGUGGCCAGGGCUCUUCUUCCGGCCCCGCCCCCCGCUCUUCCUCAUCCCGCUGGACUACUGCACCGUGGGCGCAGGGGGAGGCGGCGCGGGGGGAGGGGCGGGGGGAGGGGCAGGCUGCGGGGAAGAGAGCAGCAACGGGAAGGCAUGGGGCGAAACGGCUGUAUGGCCAGCAGGAAUGGCAGGAAUGAAUGGAUCUGCAGGUAGAUUUGCCCCAUCCCUCGACUUACCCUUCUCUGCUGCCCUCGGUGCCACUGCUGGCGGCAGCGCCGGGAGCAGCACUGGCGGCGGCAGUGGUGGUGGUGGUGGUGGUGGGAGUGGGAGUGGGAGUGGGAAUGGUGGUGGGGUGAGUGCAGGGCCGCAUGCGGACGAGCGGCGAGCGUAUUUCCGUGCGCGGUUUGCGGGUGUGGCGCGGUGUGGGGCGCUAGCACCGUGUGUGGACGUGCACCAGAGGGCGCAGCUCAGCACUCACCUCGCCCACACUCUGCAAGUGCUCCCGCCCGGCGUGCUCUCCUUCCAGGAGCACCCAGUGCUGCAGUCGCAUGUGUUGCAGCAUGACAAUCAGAUGCUGCUGUGGGCCGCCACUACCCUCGCGUUCACUCUCAACGGCCUCCUCACUCGCCACGGGCUGCUGCCCAACCCACACAGCAACGCCCACCUCGGUAGCAACGGCAACGGCAACCCCAACAGCGGCUGCAGCAGCAAGAAUAACAGCACCGGGAGCGGGAACGGCAGCGGGAGUAGCAAUAGCAGUGCCAGUGGCAGUAGCAUCAAGAAGAGCAGCAGUAGUAUUAAUGUGAAAGAGAGCACAGAGAGCAACAAGCUCGGUUGUAACGGCGACAGAUUAACCGACUUGACUAUCGGCAGCAGCAUGCUUCCUCCUCCUCCUCCUCCUCUCUCUCCUUCUCCCCUCCUGUCUCCCUCUGCGCCUCCUGCUUCGUCUGUGCCUUCUCUACCCUCUCUCCCCUCCACGCCUUCCCCGUCGGAAACCUCAUCCGACCUCCCAUGGAAUCUGCUCCUCUCUGCCGCUGCUCACACUCUCUCCCAUGCACCACCGCACCAUGUACCACCGCAUGGUACCGCACCGCACCAUGCACCACUGGUGCAUACUCCAGCGCAAUCAUCUUCGCUCCCGUCUGCUGCGCCUCCAGGAAAGUCUGAACCUCUCUUCUCAUCCCCAUCUUCUCACCAGCUCCUUCCGUUCUUCCUCCCCGGAAGCAGCAACACCACCAACGGCAGCACCAGCACCAGCAGCAGCAGCAAACCCAUCACCACCCCUCCCGCUGGUAGCAGCAGUGCCGCGGCAUUCAGCAGCAUCCCAGGCAGCAGCUGCAGCAACGCCAGCCGCCCCGACGCACUGAGCGCCGCCGCGGCCACCUUUGCAGCGGAAGCCCACUGGGAGCACGUGCGCUUCAAGAGCGAGCAGUGCUUCCUCUCCGCCUUCCGGGAGGAAAUCAACCAGCAGCUGGACGCGCUACGCUGCGAGGUGCAGGAUUACCUGGAGACGUGCGCGUGGGCGAGUGAUGGGAGCGAGCGGUGGUGGCGGAGAAUGGUGGCGUUUGUGGUGGGGGCGCUGCGGCAGUCGUUUGAAGGGCUGGGGGAUGUGGCAUGUGCGCUGAUGCUGGACGAGCAGGAGGCGGCCAUUGCCAUGCUCGCGUCCUCCUCUUCGCAUCCCUGCCCAGCAGCACCCCCAUCACUACCACCCUCUCCGCAGGAGGGGCAGGAUGAGCAGGAGGAGCGGGGGCAGCAGCAGGGGCAGCAGCAGGGGCAGCAGGCGGAGCAAGUGGAGCAGGAGGAGGAAGGGGACAUGCUUCUGAGCAUAUCGAGCAGCUUUGUGGUAGCAUCUGAGACGGCCCUAGACAAGCUGUGGUCUGUGCACCGCUCCUUAGGCCUAGAAGCCGCACUCUCCCUCCUCUCCCCGCACCACUUUCCCUCGUCCCGGCGCCUGGGGGACGAUGGGGAUGCGUGGGCGGGGGGGAGGGACGGAGGUGGAAGAGCCACGGGGAGGGCUGGUGCAGGGGGGAGUGUGGCAGGGGGUGGUGGGAAGGGGAAAGGGGUGGAUAAGGGGAAGGCGCGUGUGGAAGAGGAGGGGGCGGCUGGGUGGGCGGGUGUGGGGAGAGGCAUGGGCGAGGGGGUUGGGUGGAACCGCGCUGGGUCUGCUUGUGCUGGUGGUUUGGAUUGGGCCGAGAUGGUGGGAGCGAGUGUUGGGACAACAGCAGCAGGAGCAGGAGCAGCAGGAGGAGGAGCAGGAGAGAAAGGAGAAGGGGAAAGAGAGAUGGGCGCAAAAGUGCAAAGGAUGGGUGGAAUGGGAGGAAUCGGGGGAGCAGGGGAUGUGGGGGCAGUAGAGGGAGUGUUGCAUGGCAUGGUUCGACAAGAGCUGGAGCAGGCAUGGCGGCACCACAUGGCUCGCUCCAUAGAUGCCUCAGCAGCAGCGGACUUUGCGCAGGAGAGCACAGUGCGUCUCUUUGAUGCGCCCACCAGCGUUGCCAUGCGUCUGCGCCACUGGGCGCACCACACCAUGGCCCCGCAGGCCCUCUCCCUCGCCCUGCACGUCCUGCAUCCCCUCGCCUCCUCCUCCUGCCUCCCAACGUCGUUUUCCGCUUUGCCUAGUCCUGCCCCUGCUGCGGCUGCGGCUGCGGCUGCUUUGCUCUCUGCCGCAGCUGGUGCGGCUGGUGAGACUGCUGCUGGAAAUGCCAACGCUGCUGCUCCUCCUCCUGCUGCUGCCGCUGCCACACCUUUUCCGUGGUUGACUAAGGGGCAAGCCACAAGUGCUGUUGGUCCCUGUGGGCUUGCACUUGCCUCUCACCCACCUGCUUCACUUCUAGACGCUGGAUCAGCAGCAGCAGCAGCAGCAGCAGCAGCAGGGGGUGCAGUGGCGGCAGGGUUGGCAGCAGCAGCAGCAGCAGCAGCAGCAGCAGCAGAUAGCCCUAGGAAGCACCACCUCCCGUUCUUUCCAGGCCUGACGAACGAUGCAGCUCCUGCUCUGGCAGUUCCUUCGUCCACUGUUGCUGCUUCUGCUGCCGCUUCUGCUGCUGCUGCUGCAGCUGCUCCAGGCAUGCGUGUGGGGCGAGUGGUAACAGGGGAGGAGGUGAAGGCGAGGAAGGGGGGCCUGGAGGUGGCAAAAGCAGCAGUGGCAGUGAGAGAAGUGGCGCUAGGGCUGUUGGUACUGUCCAAGGAUAUACUCAAUCCCACCCUCACCAUUCCCUGCAGACCCAUACCUUCUGUGCGCAAGCUUCCACCUCCCCCAGUCCUGCCCGGCCGCCACCCAACAUCGGAUGCCAUCACUAUCAACUACACCACUCCACCCUCCGCUGGGAUAAGCAGUCUCGCACCCACCGGGCUAGGAACCGGCACAAACCAUAGCUUAACCGCUGCCACUAAUGCUGCAAUAACCAACAACAGUGGCGCCUUAGCUUCAUUUCCGGGUGGGUCAGGCUCAGGAGAAGCACCAGGCGCAUGGUCAGGGUCAGGGGCAGCACCGGCCGCGCGCAUCGACAACGCUGCUUGCUCUGUCCGCGCCACUGUCGCCGCCACCGCCGCGGCUGCCACCGCCGCGGCUGCCGCAGCCGCGGCUGCUGCUGCCCGUGCCUCUCAAGGCCUGCCCCCCAGCCGUCUUCCUGACUCCGGCCCCCCCUUACUCCACCGAAAACUAAAACAAGUUCCUUUGCAGGCCCGACCAGGGCCGGAGAUCAUCUGGGUGACUGAUCUAACAGGCGGGCCGGGAGGCGAGCGGGAUGUGAAGUCGCCGUAUUCAUGGCUGGAGUUCACGCGGAGUCCGGCGAGGGCGCGGGCGAUAAGAGUGGGGCAGUGGGCGGACAUCUUCCUGAACCACUACGAGCAUGUGUGCAAGCAUGCCACGAACGUUGUUGAACAGAUCUGCCCCCCCAUGUUCUUCAUUUCCAAGGACCCCUUCUCCCCUGCUGCUCUCCGCACCUACGACCUCCUCUCUGCCUCCUCCUCUUCCUCCUCCUCCUCAUCCACCCCACCCGUACCCUUCACUCGCACACCCCACCCGGGAGCCUCUCUCUCUCCACCCGCCUCCGCCAGCAUAGCUGCCCGCACUGCUUCCGCUGCCACUCCCGCUACCACAGGAGCCACUUCCAGCCACAGCACCGCACCAUCACCAUCCCCAUCACCAUCACCAGCACCACUAUCACUGGCAUCACCAGCGGAGCCGUUCCUGUACUCCUUCCUGGUGGUGGAGCGGCGGCACAUGCUAGAGGUGGCGCCAGAGGUGGCUGCGCGCCUGCCGUGGCACAUGUGGCCUGUCGUUGUUCCGGAUCACUCGCACCCUGCAGAGCUCUGCGAGGCCGCCAAGCUUGUUGCAGAGUCCAUGCUCGGCAUGGGGCCCAAGUCGUACGCGCUCAUCCCCUCACACACACGCUUCUACGAGUUCAUCUCAUUGCCCUCCCUCUCAACACCAUCACCAACACCAUCAUCAUCCCAGCAACAACAACACCACCAACACCAGCUGCACCAGCAGCAGCAGGUGGAAUCCGUGGCACCAAGAGCCCUGCAGUUUGCACAGGCUGUACUAGCAGCGGAACGAGCCGCCAGCCACCGCUCCCUGCAGCACCACAUGGGAGCACGCGAGUUCAAAACCAGCCUGGUAGCACUAGCCAUGGAGGAUGCGCAUGGGACCGUGGAGGGGCGCAUGGCUUUCCAUCGGUUCAACGUGGGGUAUGAUGCGGCUCUUGGGUCGAUUGCACAAGGGGGAAGAGGAGGAGGAAGGGGUGGAGGAGGUGAGAGUGGUGGUGCUGCUGUGUCGGCGGCAGCGCUGCAGAUCAAGAUAGAGGAGCUGUUUGAUCCUCUCCUGCCUACUGUGAAGGAGCGGCUAGAGGAGCUCCUGGAAGACGUGCACGCAGUGGCAGCCGUCUCUCUCUCUCACGGUGCCUACGCCCGUCAGCGCCACCUCCUGCUGCGCGUGCACGCAGCCAACUAUGAGGCCGGGGGCCCCCCGUCCUCGCUCAUAACUCUCAACGACAUCGAGUCGCAGCGCCCCUUCUCCUACUGCGGCCCCAGCAGGGUGCUAGACGAGGUGCUGGUGCCGCACGUGUGCUCCGAGGAGGAGUUUUUGCAGCAGUGGAGAGCGGUGCAGAAGAUUUUCUUUUUGCAGCUGCUGGAGUGUGGGAGGAGGGUGCUGUGGACGCCGCAGUUCCAUGCCGUGGAUGUCCCCCCGGGGUCCGUGCGGCCGAGUAAAGGGGCUCGCUAA
Molecule: messenger RNA, 7020 nt
Organism: Closterium sp. NIES-65
Lineage: Eukaryota; Viridiplantae; Streptophyta; Zygnematophyceae; Desmidiales; Closteriaceae
Source: the annotation of a GenBank genome assembly